Messenger RNA from Neoarthrinium moseri, 654 nucleotides. RefSeq lists its product as uncharacterized. The record is from RefSeq and is a predicted model, not a curated record. Bases 1 to 654 code for a protein of 217 amino acids. Lineage: Eukaryota; Fungi; Ascomycota; Sordariomycetes; Amphisphaeriales; Apiosporaceae. The transcript has a single exon.
AUGGGCGACCCUUCGAGAUACGAAGCCUACCGGGUCCUUCAACGUAACGAUAUCCCAGCCGUCGUAUGGCUCGAGGACGCGCUUGGGUACUACGGCAUGAACACUGUCUUGUUCCGACUUCACAUCAUCGUCCCAUCGAUUGACACCGCCGCCGAAGCACUCCAGCUGCAAGGAUGGACAUUGUAUCAACCGCGGCCACGUGAUCUGAGAUCAUUCCUCUCAGACUUACCUCCUUCUAGCUAUCGCCGCUUGUUACCUCCGGACUGGGUGGAAGAUCCAGUGGAGCCGUGGCCCCCUUUGCCUCCUGAUCAAGUGGUGGAAAGACAGCCUGAACUCGUACUUUUUUCAGCCGACUUUUGGCACGUCUCUCUCCAUGGUAACAAAUCCAUGUUUCCUCCGCUCGAGAUGCUCGUCAACUCCUUAAUCACCGCGAUACUGGACUCGCCCGACGGGACUUUUCUACAGGUCCGUCUGGGUGUUUACAUAUGCGCUUUGUACUCUGAAGUGGCGCCUCUAAGACACCCUGACUUUGCGGCAAGCCUGAGUCCUACCAAUCGGCAUUUUCACCAUGACGGAGUCAAUGGUAUGCUAGUGACCACCAUUCCUGCAAUUAACCGUCAACGUAAGUUUCGGGACGCACUCGCGGAAUCGUGA